Molecule: messenger RNA, 1956 nt
Organism: Grus americana (Whooping crane)
Lineage: Eukaryota; Metazoa; Chordata; Aves; Gruiformes; Gruidae
Gene: SYN1
Product: synapsin I
Exons: 11
Coding region: 241-1956 (571 amino acids)
Biological process (GO): neurotransmitter secretion
Cellular component (GO): synaptic vesicle membrane
Source: RefSeq, a predicted model, not a curated record
CAAGGGGAAAUCAGUCCACGGGGACGUGGAGCUGCGGGUGGAGCAGGCCCAGUUUUCGGAGCUCUCCCUGGUGGCCUCCACCCACGGCGCCCUCAGCGUCACCAUCGACACCCCCCGAGGGGGGCCCAGUUUGCCCAGUUGGCACAGCUGCAGCGGGAACUGGGCCCCGAGGCCUUUCCCCUGGUCCCACAGCGCUUCUGCAACCGCCCGCGCGGACUGCUGACGGCCCCCACCUUCCCCAUGACGGUGACGCUCAGCCCCGCCCCCGCCGGGGUGGGCAAGGUGCGCGUGGGGACGCCGGAGGCGCUGGGGGUGGUGGCGGGGGCCAUGGGGGGGGCCCGGGCGGGGGCCCUGGUCCAGGGGAGCCUGGGGGGGACCCAGCGCCUGCGGGUGCAGCGGAUCGGGGAGGAGUACAGGGCCCUGCGGUGGCCGCUGGUGGCCGGGGACCCCCCGGGGGAGGGGGCUCAGGUGGAGCCGGUUGCCCUCAGCCCACGGCACCGCGGUUGGGUGGACGCCUGCGCCCGCCUCUUCGGGGGCGUCGACAUCUGCGGGGUGGAGGCGCUGCGGGGGCCCGACGGGCGGGAACACAUCGUCCAGGUUUUUGGUUCCUGGAUGCCACUGGUGGGUCCGGGGGCGGCUGAAGAUCAAGGUCGGAUCGUGGAGUUGGUCUUGGCGCGGAUGAGGGCGGAGCUGCCCCGCCCGAGGAGCCCCUCCCCCGCACGGCCGCGCCCACAGGUGUCGGUGACGUCGGGGUCCACCCGGCCGGGGACCCCCCCGCAGCAGCGACCCGCACCCCAGGGAGCUCCGCCGCCGUCUGGCCCCGCCCAGCCCCGCCCCCAGCCGCAGGGGCAGCCACGCCCACCGGGAGGCGGGGCCUCGCCACGCCCCGCCUCUCCCGGCCCCGCCCCACCGCGAGGCCCCGCCCAGCCCCGCCCACCGGGUCUGCAGCCCCGCCCCCAAGCCCCGCCCGCUUCCCUGCAGCCCCGCCCACAAGCUCCACCCACUGGGGCUCAGCCCCGCCCACAAGCCCCGCCCACCUCCCCGCAGCCCCGCCCACAAGCUCCGCCCACCUCCCUGCAGCCCCGCCCCCCAUUGGCUCCUUCAGUGGCCCAGCCCCGCCCUCCCGGGCCGCAGCCCCGCCCCCAGACUCCGCCUACUGCCGCACAACCCCGCCCAUCGGCCCCGCCCACCGCGCAGCCCCGCCCCCAAGCUCCGCCCACUGGGGUGCAGCACCGGGCUCAAGCCCCGCCCACCUCCCCGCAGCCCCGCCCCCAAGCCCCGCCCACCUCUCCGCAGCCCCGGGCUCAAGCUCCGCCCACCUCCCCGCAGCCCCGCCCCCAAGCCCCACCCACCUCCCCGCAGCCCCGCCCCCAAUCCCCUCAACCCCGCCCCCAUACCCCCCCCCUGCCGCUCAGCCCCGCCCCCCGGGGCCGCAGACCCCGCCCACCACGCGUCAGCCCCGCCCCCAAGCCCCGCCCCUCGCCCCUAAACCAAUCCUGGCACCCAAACCGGGCGGAGCCCAACCCCCCAGCCCCGCCCCCGAGCAGGGCGGGGCCGAGAGCAUCCGCUCCCUGCGGCAGAGCUUCGCCAGCCUCUUCGCCGACUGAGGCCGCCCGUCACGGAAAAGCCCCGCCCCCUCGUGAAGCCCCGCCCCUCCCGCGCCAAAUCCCCGCCCCCUCGCGAAGCUCCGCCUCACUCUUAGCCACGCCCCCUUCCCCAGCGCUUAAGCCACGCCCCCUGCCGCUCCGGGGGGGGAAGGGGCGGGGCAAUAAAACCCCAGAGCUGCUGCUGCUGCCGCGUCACUCUCUGGGGGCGGGGCCUAUCGAGGGGCGGGGCCUAUCGGGGCGGGGCCUAUCGGGGGCGGGUCCUAUCGAGCCUAUAGAGCGGGGAGGGGGGGAGCCUAUAGAGCCGGGGGGUUGGAGCCUAUGGAAUCGGGGCGGGGUAUGGAGCCUAUAG